Messenger RNA from Amphimedon queenslandica, 674 nucleotides. Its product is annotated as PRELI domain-containing protein 1, mitochondrial-like. Gene Ontology annotation, cellular component: mitochondrial intermembrane space. NCBI's taxonomy places the organism in Eukaryota, Metazoa, Porifera, Demospongiae, Haplosclerida, Niphatidae. The record is from RefSeq and is a predicted model, not a curated record. The coding region runs from base 44 to 631 and encodes 195 amino acids. The transcript has 6 exons.
GCCAACGCCCACGUGACGUGUGUCGACCAUUAAUUGGAUCACCAUGAAGGAGAAAGCUCAGGAGAAAGAAAAGGCGAGAGAAAAAGCGCCUGGCAAAUACUACUCACAUCUUGUGACCUUCAAGCAGCCAUGGGAGGAAUUCGUCCAAGCUCUAUGGCAGCGCUACCCUAAUCCAUACAGCAAGCACGUGCUUACUGAAGACACAAUCUCAAGGUGGACCAAGGGACGCCAACUGUUUACCAAGCGAUUGAUAACUAAGACAAACCCUAUACCAAAGUGGGCAGAGAAAGCUUUAGGUGACAAGAAAGCUGUCUUUAUUGAAGAAUCUAUUGUCAAUUCAGAGACUAAAACAUUUGUGACGUACAAUCGUAACAUUACACAGACAAGAUUCAUAACAAUGGUAGAGAAAUGCACUUACAGAAUAUCACCGGAUAAUCCUAAAUGGACCUCCUGUUUUAAGGAAGCCUGGAUUCAAUGCAAAGUAUACGGGUUGUCUCGUGUUGUAGAAAAGCUCAGUAUGGAGAGAUACAAGUCAAAUGCACGGAAAGCAGAGCUUGGAAUACAGUUUAUACUUGACAAGAUGUUCAACACUGCUAAUCAAGUUGUGCAAACUAUUAAAGAUAACCUUUGAUGGCUUAGUUGAAAUUAUAGAGAAUAAAUUUUUAUUUAAUGUA